CCGUGGGCUCCAGCUUGCUCAGCCUGAUCUCUCAGGUCUUAUCUCCUGUGCAAAUUCUUCAAUUCGCCCUGCCCAGUAGGGAAUCGAGUAUCCCCAGUCUUCUUCUUUUUCCCUCAACUUGUUUCUCCAAUCCUUCUUCUGUUCUAUCCCCCCUAGGGUUUGUAACUGAAGUGGCGCGCUGAGGAGGGGAGUGAAAGGAUUUUUAUUUUCAGGAUUUUCUGAGCCACCGAUUCUGACAUAUCUGUAUUUUAUCUGAAGAAUUCUAUCUCCUUUCUGUGGAAGGUUUGUCGAAGGUUUUCUAUUUUUCAUCAAAAGCUGUUCUAUCAGAAAGUGAUCCCUUGAUUUUAUCUAUUGUCCAUCUGAUUCUAAGAAAAUUACCAUGGGCUGUCUUUGUGACUUUUGUGGGGGGCAAAGACCAAUGGUAUAUUGUAGAUCAGAUGCUGCGUCCUUGUGCUUAGCUUGCGAUCGCAAUGUUCAUUCUGCAAAUGCACUAUCUAGGCGCCACUCUCGAACUCUUUUAUGCGAUAGAUGUUAUUCACAACCAGCGAGUAUUAGAUGUAUUGAAGAGAGCAUUUCACUUUGCCAGAGUUGUGAUUGGAAUGGACAUGGGAACUCCACAUCAUCUUCAGGACAUAAAAGGCAAACAAUUCGCUGCUAUUCAGGUUGUCCAUCCGCGACAGAGCUUGCCAGAAUAUGGCCCUUUGUUCUGGAAUUUCUUCCAGUAGAAGAUUCUAGCUGUGAGCAGGGAAUAAUGGGCUUAUUGAGCAUCAAUGAGAACAGUACCAGUACUCAUUGGGGACCCCCACAACAAAGUAGUACUUCUGAUAUGGCAGAUAUAUGCAGAAUGAAUGAUGUGGAGAAAGUUAAUACAACAAAUGUUCAUAUUGCUUCUUCGUCCAUGGGUACUGCAAUUCCUAUGUUGUGCAAGACUGAUCAACCAGCCGAUUCAAUUGAUUCAACUACACCUAAGUCUAGUGAUGGUAGAACGAAGAAAGUGGCAAAUAGUGAAGAUGAUUUCUAUGAUGGUUUUGCUGUAGAUGAUGAAUUGACUUUUGAGAACUAUGAGGAACUUUUUGGUGCUUCUCAUGCACAUUCAGAGCAUCUUUUUGACGAUGUCGGGAUUGAUAGCAUUUUUGAAAAGAAGGAGAAUUCUGCUGCUAAUUCCAACUGUCAAGGUGAAUUUGUUGCCGAGGCAUCAUCUGCUGUUCAGGUUAAAUCCAUUCAAGUAAAAAGCAGCUAUGAUAUAUCUGUUGAUUCUGUGAUGCCAAACCAAGGGGCAAAAAUAGACUAUAACAUGUCGAUCUCAACGAAGCAAGCUCGUUCCAGCCUAUCCCGAACUUUUUCUAGUUUAACUGGUGAGAGCAGUGCUAGUGACUAUCAAGAUUGUGGGAUGUCAUCAAUGCUUCUUGUGGGUGAACCUCCAUAUCAUCCGACCAGCUCUGAUAUCUCAAUUCAGGCAAUUAACAGGGAUAAUGCUGUUAUGCGUUACAAAGAAAAGAAAAAAGCACGCAUGUUUGAAAAGAAAAUAAGGUAUGCCUCUCGCAAAACUAGGGCAGACUCCAGAAGGCGCGUGAAAGGAAGAUUUGUAAAAGCUGGUGAAGCUUUUGAUUAUGAUCCACUCUCCCAAGCUAGAGCCUGAUAAAUCCACAACUUCGGCUUCGUUUGGGACGGCUUUCUUACGGCUUCUUAAAGAAGCUUUUUAGUACAAAAAUUAAAAAUUUUCUAUUAAAAAGUUGUUUUAAGAAGCAGUAAGAAAGUCAUCCUAAACAAAGCUUUCAUCUUACCAUGGAACAGACAAAAAUAUCCAUUUGGUAGUUUUUUGAUCAUUGAAUCUGGUAGCUUCUUUACACCUUUUCAAUUUGCAAGGAACACCCAAUGAUACUAUUCCCUCUAACGGCUCCUCGUAGGAUCUUCCAGUUGAGGAUAUAAUCAAUCCUUCUUUUCUUAGUAUGUAAUAUCUUUCAGCUAUUUCUGUUCUAUUCUUCUCCUUAUGCCUUGAUAGGCGUCAUAUGUAAAUUUUUGUUUCUUAAAUGUGAAAAUUUUGUAAAUUAUAGCAUCUGUUUUAUGCUAAAAGAUACCAAUUUGUAUGCGUUCAGCACCUGAGAUAACUAUAUUUCUAUAGGGAGGCUUGAAUAAGAACUGUGAAGUUGGUCUUC
Molecule: messenger RNA, 2156 nt
Organism: Dendrobium catenatum
Lineage: Eukaryota; Viridiplantae; Streptophyta; Magnoliopsida; Asparagales; Orchidaceae
Product: zinc finger protein CONSTANS-LIKE 10
Exons: 5
Coding region: 380-1639 (419 amino acids)
Molecular function (GO): zinc ion binding; protein binding
Source: RefSeq, a predicted model, not a curated record